Alexandromys fortis (reed vole) is the source of this 3475-nucleotide messenger RNA. RefSeq names its product aurora kinase A and ninein interacting protein (gene Aunip). Gene Ontology annotation, biological process: spindle organization. The transcript has 3 exons. Gene Ontology annotation, cellular component: centrosome; spindle pole. Bases 46 to 1062 code for a protein of 338 amino acids. The record is from RefSeq and is a predicted model, not a curated record. Lineage: Eukaryota; Metazoa; Chordata; Mammalia; Rodentia; Cricetidae.
CGUCGGCGCAAACGGCGGCUGCAGUGUGCGCGGUUUGGGGCCGCCAUGGGACGCAGAGGGCCCAAGGAGAAGAAGGAGGAGGCGUGUGGCGUGUGGCUGGACGCGGCGGCGCUGAAGAGGCGGAAGACACAUUUAAUCAAACCAGGCACCAAAAUGCUGACAUUGCUUCCUGGAGAGAGAAAAUGUGAUAUUUCUUUUAUUCAAAGAAGAAGCACUCGGCAGACCAGUAUUGCAUCCUUUGUCACCUUGCAACCAGGAAUGGCAAAUGGGGGGAACCAGAAGAGCAUUUUAUCUCUCAAAGAAAAUCAGAUCAACAAAGAAUGCAAGAGAACCCAGGGAUUGGAUUGCUUAGUAUCACCUUUGACCACGUCAGCUCCUGCAGACAUCCAGGAAGCUGGACAUUCUCCUCCAUCUCCCCAGUUCUCUAGCUGCCACAGUUUGGAAAAACCGUCUUUGACUACAACAUCUUCACCCCAGCCUGACAUCCUGAUGGAUGCUGGACUAAGUAAAGCCUCCCUGACUUCUUCCUUUACCCAGGACAUGGACGGUUAUUGUUUGCUGGACCGAAGAGAGGCCAGAAAGAAAAAGGAAUGGCUUCAUGGAUCUAAGACAAACUGUCCAGGCAUGGGAAGCCACAUUAGACCAUCUGGGGGUAAAUGCUAUCAGCCCUUGGACAAAGCUGAACUGGGAGAAAAAGGGACUGCCAAGGAAAACAGGCAGGCCUCUAUGCGUCUUCAAACCUACAGGUUAGAAUCCUGGAGUAGGAAAAAACCGCUGUCGGUGGCAAAAAGCCCUCUUCUUUCUGAGUUUCCCUGGGAUAGUGAACGGAAUGAGAGGGACUCCUGGAGUCAUCUUUUCACUGAGGAUUCCCAAGGCCAGCAGGUCAUUGCCCACAACACUAAAAUGCCUUUGCAAGAUAUAACCAAUGAUAGGAAUCAAGGCUUGGGGCCGUUUCCUGACAGCCCUCAGGCUCAGUGCCAAGAGGAGCUUACUCUGUUACAGCUACAGCCAAACCUGCUCUUUACCCAGGACUCUGAAGGUAAUCGGGUUAUCAGACACUAGUUUUAAAUGUUUGUGUGGGUGUAUCUUGAAGUGGCAGAGAUGGAGGGGAGAGGAGGGUUUAGGUGAGAGGCCAUGUGAGCUGAAGCAGUUGUCAUUAUGGAACAUUGUGCUCAUGUAAAUAAAGCAAGCAGUGUGCGGUAGACAUGCUUUUCUCUCAGGAAGGUGACUGGUGCAUUCCAUUGGAUGGAUGCCAACUGAGACAGUAGGACAGAACUGUUGGCUGAAAUCACUUCUCAGUUCAGAGUUGCUACUCUGUUCUUCCAGAGGCCUGGCUCUAUUUGCUUGCUACAGAUAUGUUCUUUUCUCACCUCUGGCUGGACCACACAAGCAUGAGCUUGGGACUAUUAUUCCCAACUGCAUUUUAAGAGAUGUAUCCCUCCCCAACCCAGGUGUUUGGAGCUAGCUGGUGGGAGGGCACAUGAUCCUUUUUCUUUUUAAUGGUAACUAUAUACAUUGUUGACCUGGAACUGGAGAGAUGGCUCAGCAAUUGAGCAUUUGCUACCUCUGUAAAGACCCAGGUUCAGUUCCCAGCAUCCACAUGACCUCUGCAGGCACCGAGCACACAUGUGGUACACAGACAUAAAAUGAAAUCAGUUAAAAACAAGUUGUUUGCUCUAUCUUCCCAUUCCCAAAUCUGAGCUGUGUAAUAACCUAGUUUUUUUAUUACUCCCUGCCCCGUCCCCCCAGAAGAGGGAGGUUCCUUUUGGAAAACUGUGAAGCUGGAUCUAGUGAUAAUUCAAAAAGUAACUUUUAGCUGGGUAUGACAACUUAGGAGACAGGAUUUCCAUGAGUUCAAGGCCAACUCACAGCCACUUAGGGAAUACUCAACCAGCCUGAGCUAGAAUGACACUGUGGUUUGAAAGAAAAUGGCAACAAAGGGAGUGACACUAUUAGGAGGUAUGGCCUUGUUGGGGUAGGUGUGGUCUUAUUGGAGGAAGUGUGUCACUGUGGGGGUAGGCUAUGAGGUUUCUUGUUUUCAAACUUUCCUUGGAGGUGGUGGUCAGUCCACUUCUUGUUGCAAGAUGUAACUCUCAGUUCCAGCUGCCUGCACGCUGCCAUGUUCCCCUUCAUGAUCAUAAUGGACUGAAUCUCUGAAACUGUAAGUAAGCCACCUCAAAUGUUUUUAUUUUUAAAAGUUGCCAUGUUCACAGCAAUAAGAAACCUAACUAGGGGGCUGGAGAGAUGGCUCAGCGGUUAAGAGCACUACCUGCUCUUCCAAAGGUCCUGAGUUCAAUUCCCAGCAACCACAUGGUGGUUCACAACCAUCUGUAAUUAGGUCUUCUGGCCUUCAGGCAGAAUAUUGUACACAUAAUAAAAAAAAAAAAAGAAACCUAACUAAAACAGACAUCCUGGCUGGGCGAUGGUGGUGCAUGCCUUUAAUCCCAGUACUUGGGAGGCAGAGACAGGCAGAUCUCUGUGAGUUCAAGGUCUACCUGGUCUACAGAAUGAGGUCCAGGACAGGCUCCAAAGCUACAGAGAAGGUCUGGAGAGAUGGCUCAGAGGUUAAGAGAACUGACUGUUGUUCCAGAGGUCAUGAAUUCAAUUUCCCAGCAACCACAUAAUGGCUCACACCCAUCUAUAAUGAUAUCUGGUGCCCAGAUUAUAUAAAUAAAAGGGGGGUCUUUUUAAAAAAAAUAGAGAAACCCCCACAUAUCCUGCUCAAAAAGAAAAGGGAACACUGAUGUGCAAUUACAUGUCCCACACCAGAGACCAGCUUCCAAGAGUCCUAUCUCGUUUACAUGGAUUCCAAGCUCAGAUCAUCAGGCUUGAGUGGCAAGACUUUCUUUUUCUGAGCCAUUUUGCCAGCCCAAUAUAGCCAAGGUAUCCUGGAACUCACUUUGUAGACCAUGUUGGCCUCGAACUCAGAGCUCCAAUGGCAUGUGCCUUCUGAGUGCUGGGAUUAAAGGUGUGUGCCAUCACCAUCUGGUCCCAAGUCAGCUUUUUAGUAACUGGUGUCAACUGUCCUGUGUUCUAUCUACCCCAGCACCACCGUUCGUGUAGCCGUAAAUAGCCUCUAGGAUGUGCAAACACAGUGCUAAAUAAUGGAACCUACUCUAGGAGAUUGUGGAAAUUUUCUAUGGAAAGGAGGACAAAACCCUUUAGAAUAAAAUGUCUGGGUGUUUUCUCUGAAUGUAUGUCUGUUUACCUCAUGUGAGCCUGAUACCUAUGAGACCAGAAGUGUCAGAUCCCUGGGACCGGAGGAACAAAUGACUGGUGCUGGGAAUUCAACCUGGUUCUUGGAAGAGCAACCAAUGGUCUUGACCUCUGGGUCAUUUCUUCAGCCCCAGGAAACUUCCUCCUACGGCAGUGGUUCUCAAUAUGUGGGUCCCUUUAGGAUUGUGUAUUAGGUGUCCUGCAUAUCAGAUAUUUACAUUAUGAUUCAUAACAGUAGCAACAGAAUAAUUUUAUGGUG